AUGUCGACCUCGCCCGAAUCUCAAUCCCUCUCCGACUCCCACUCCGACUCCCACUCCGACUCCCACUCCGAAUCCCCCGACCCCCAAACACCAGCAGCCCCAGCAGCAGCCCCAGCAUCAGCACCGGCACCAGAGCCAGCACAGGCACAGGCACAGGCACAGGCACAGGCACAGGCACAGGCACAGGCACAGGCACCAGUGCCAGAACAAGCACCAGCACCAGUACCGGUGCCAGUGCCAGUACCAGUACCCUCACAGGCACCCUUCCACCCACACCCCACCUACCACCGCCCAAUCCACCCCGCCCCCGCCCCCGCCCCCCUCCCCAAGCUCCUCCCCGCGCCCCUCCCCCACCAAACCCACCCACCGCACCACACCGCACCACCCCACCCCGCCAAGCCCGCCACUAAGCCCGUCGCCAUCGCCGCCAACACCGCAACAAUCACCAUCCCCACCGAGACCAACCCCGCCAACAUCCCGCGGCGCGGCGCCGAGGUCGGCAUCGGCCGCCGUGGCGCCGCCGUAGCCCUCGGACAAACGGGGCUCCCGCUCCGAAACAUCUCCGCAAUCCUGCACCUGCCGCUGUCGACCGUGUCGGGCAUCAUCUCGCACGCAAAGGAGAUGGCAGAGGUCAAUGGCGGGUCGCCACUCGACGAUAUAAACCUCCGGUCGAAGCGUCGCAUGGGCAGGCCGAAGAAGUGGACCGUGGAGGAGAAGAGGGUGGUCAUACAGGUGUGUACGCGCGAUGCGAAGCAGCGGGCAAAGUCAUAUGUCAUGCUGGCGAAGGAGUGUCCGUUCAAGAUUGACGAGCGCACGGUGAGGCGGAUUAUGACGGAGGCUGGGUAUGACCGCAGGAGGAGCCAUGUGCCCGAUGCGGCGGAGAGGGUCUCGGAUGAUGUGGAUGAGUAG
This is a messenger RNA of Morchella importuna, 909 nucleotides long. RefSeq lists its product as uncharacterized. The transcript is spliced from 2 exons. The record is from RefSeq and is a predicted model, not a curated record. The coding region runs from base 1 to 909 and encodes 302 amino acids. Lineage: Eukaryota; Fungi; Ascomycota; Pezizomycetes; Pezizales; Morchellaceae.